Messenger RNA from Moneuplotes crassus, 2047 nucleotides. The record is from the annotation of a GenBank genome assembly. NCBI's taxonomy places the organism in Eukaryota, Ciliophora, Spirotrichea, Euplotida, Euplotidae.
CGCAUGAAUUCUAUGAACCACCGUAAAGCAUUGGUCACAAAGCUAGCAUACAUGAGCUUUAUUAUAAAGUAUUAUGGGUACCUACACGAGACUGCACAGAUGUUUAGAACUCUCUGUAAAGCGAGUAAAAGAGUAUGGGAUAAUAGCCAAAAAGCUAUUCUUAAUACAAUUGUUGUUGCUGAAAAACUCAGAGCCUCACUUCACCUGGAGUAUAAAAUAAGCAGGUGAGAUGUAGACUACCUUCUUAGAGGAGACAAAUUCAAUUAUUUAGUAAUAACUUGCAGUUUUAAAGAUUGUGUAUCUUACAUGUACAUGGUCAAGCUCUUAAAAGGAAUUAAAGAGAGAAAUAAUGCUCUUGGAGUCCAAAAUAAAGACUUUUUAAAGAAGAUUACCAUUGGUAUGCCAGAAAUGGGAACAAAUUUUGCUUACUUUAUGGAGAAUUUCCGCUCCCUAGGAAUUAAUUCUGAAUGCAUUCAAGUUAUGAAUUAUUCAGCAUUUGAGAAUAUGGCUUCUCUCAAACCAUCUGAGUUUUAUGAUAAAAUUACUCUUCCUAUAUUGCAAACUAAUUAUCAAAAGCUGACGAAAAUUACAGACAAGUGCCAUGUACUGAGCCUUGAUUAUUUUGUUCCCAAGAACUUUUCUGUUUUAAAUAAGAAGUAUCGCGUUCUCAGACUAGAAGCUAAUAAGCUUUCUCUUGUUGCAAAGAUCAUGGCAACAUUGAAAGAUAUCAACACAGAAUGCCAAGCUGUUGAACUUUUAAAAUUCUCCGAAAAUGAUUGAUUAGGAGAUUUGGACAAAUUUCUAAAUUUCUUCCCAAAUAUUAAAACUGUGAUCGUAGCAGGGAAUAGUUCGAUCGAAACUUGACUAGAUGCAAAUCUCUUUAGAAAAGACUGGGCAGAUACCCAGACAGAGAAACUUUACCAUUACAGUGAGAGAUACCGUUUCCCUCAUUUAAACAAAAGUGAACUUUUGAACCUUAAGAGGAUCAAUUCUCUGAGACUAGGAUCAAGUAUAUGAAAAUAAGGACUGCGACCUAGCUUUCAACAGAUCAAAUGUAAAAUUCGCAAUGAAGAUCGGAGACGAAGAUGACUUUUACAUCUUCAAAGCUGAUAAGUUCUUACUUUAUUGACAAAAUAAAGAUAUUUUUAAAAGUCCUGAUGAAAUCCUUGUAAUUCAGCAAAAAUCAAAUAUAAAUUUUCAGAUGGAAAUCACUAAUUAUUAUGCACUUUGGAAGCAGAGUGACAAUAAUAUUCCUGAAGAUGUUUGCAGAGACUUUAGAAAGCUUGAGUCUCUCAGAGGAAUAGAGGAAGAAGAUAUCUGCAUUCUCGAUUUUAAUGAAGAAGUAGUAAUCCAAAACUCUGGGGUUAAAGUACUAAAUGAGAUAUCAGACUCAGGCCAAGAAUACUUCCUGGAAGCUGAAAUAUGUGAAGACAGUUUAACACACAUUGAUAUCGAUACAUGGAGAAGUGUCUGUGAUUUGGUCGAGAAAUUAGAAGGAAAGUUUAUCACAUUACACUUGUUGCGUGAUAGUCAGAAUUAUAUUGAGAAGUACUUGGGGCUUCCUAUUAAAAUUAAUUGCAUAAACAAGCUUCAUAAUUUUCUUAAAGAAGAAGAAAGAGAGCUCUUAUCAGAGCUAUUACUAAAACUCCAAAAUUGCCAUGUCCUAGACUUCACAUGUGACCUAAUUUUGCCAGAAACUGAGAGCUUUGCUUUCAGUUUCUGAGAAUUUCUGAUAUCUAGUCCUAUUCUCACUACUUUGAGAAUAAAUUUGCCCUCUGAAAUGCCUGUAUGGAAUGUUCUGAAUAUGCUUGAGAAGAACUUAAUGAUCAAGAAAUGCAUCUUGGACACUACUUCUAUCUCUAAAGAAGAGAUCGAGAUGACUAAGAAGUUUCAAAGAAAGAGAAUUGCUUCAGAAGUAAUUAUAAUACACAAAAACAGAAAAUUAUAUCCUGAGGGAAAGUUGUCAAAAUGGAGAGAACAUUUUGACAUAUAUGAAGAACUAUACCUUUAUCGUUCUUAAAAUUUUGAUUGACUAAAUUCAAUCUGA